AUGGGUACUCUUCCUACAUGGCUUUCUGCCCUGCUGCUACUGCUAUGGACUGCAGCUGCUCAAUCCCCUGCUAUCGAUGUCGCUGGCACUAUAGCGGAUCCCAAUCCCCAUGGCCCAACCAUGUCAGGAACCCCAUCCGAUUGCAACCGAUGGUUCACCAUCAAAAAGGGCGAUACCUGCUAUGAGUUGGAAAAGGCGUUUGGACUUACCCCCCAGCAAUUCCAGCAGUGGAACCCUGCGGUCUCCCAUGAUUGUCUGGUCAACUUCUGGCCGGGCUACGCCUACUGCGUGGGAAUUGGUCCAGUAGCAAUCCCAACAUCUGCAGACACUGCUCCUCAUGCCCCAACCAUGACUGGCAUUGCAGCAAACUGUAACCGGUGGUACACUGCCCAAAAGGGAGAUAAUUGUUAUGCAGUAGAGAAAGCAUUCGGGCUCACUCCGCAGCAGUUUCAGCAGUGGAAUCCCGCUGUUUCUUUGGACUGUCUGGUCAACUUCUGGGCCGGAUAUGCUUAUUGCGUGGGUGUUGGGCCGGCCGCAAAUGGUCCGCAUGGUCCUACUAUGCCAGGCAUUGCCCCAAAUUGCAUCCAGUUUUAUACUGCCAAAAAGGGUGAUACUUGCUAUGCGGUCGAGAAGGCUUUUGGUAUCAGCCCCCAACAAUUUCAACAGUGGAAUCCGGCUGUCUCUCUAGACUGCUUGGUCAAUUUCUGGCCAGAUUAUGCGUACUGUGUGGGCGUUGGACCGGUUGCUCCGACUUUGACAUCGACUGUGACAGCGACAGCGACUUCAGCUUCGACUUCAACAACUUUAACCACUUCAACUACGUCCACCACUUCGACAACUGCCCUUCCCACAUCUACCACCUCUACUGCUUGGACUACUGGCACGUCGACCACUUCGACUAGUUUGGCACCUACGACAGUUUUCACUACUUUCACCACCACUCUCACUUUGACCACAACCUUGACUUCGAAUGGUCAGACUACUGUAAUAGUUACUACUACUGUGACUACGACCGUUAGCCCGUCUACAACUAUUGGUACUUUCACUACAUCGACGACGGCCCUGCCUCCAUCGACAACGUCUAGUUCCACCACUUCGACUUCGAGUGCUUCGACCACUGUGACUUCAAGUACUUCCGACACUUCAACUACGUUGACCAGUCCAAGCGCUCCCACCACUCCCAGGACUGUAACCUCAACAACCCCCCGUUCGCCCUCUAUCACACCUACUCCUAGCACAAUGGUCACUACCAACCCGAAUUACUCAACCCGUAAUCCCAUCACCUCAUACAACCAGACCAUAACGCCCAUUGACACCGCAUGGCCUCCGACCAAAACCCACCCCGGCCAGCCCAAAAAUUGCGACAAAUGGCAUCUAGUUGCGCCAGGAGACACCUGCAGAUCAAUUUACCAGCGCCACGGCAACAGAAUUACCAUGGACGAGCUACUGGAAUGGAACCCCGACCUUAAAGCAGACUGCGACUACCCCAUCGCCGGCUACUGGGUGUGCGUGGGUAUCAAACGCCCCGCUCUCACCAUAAUCUAUCCCACCACCAAUGGCACAGCCCCCGAUCCCACUCCCUGGACGCCGCGUCCCCUUCCAACGGAGACAGCCGUUUACCCACCCACCAAAACCCAACCUGGUCUCGCUCCAAGCUGCUCAGCCUACUACGAAGCUCAGCCUUCCGACACCUGCGAUCAGAUCCUGGCCAGCAAUCCCAUGCUGAAAUUCCCCCUCCUGUUUGAAUGGAACCCAGCCCUAAAAGCAGACUGUUCCGGUAUCCUACCAGGCUACUUCUACUGCAUCGCAGCCUACAACAGCACCAACCUCCCCUCCCCACCCACCGUCACUAACCAACCCUAUCCAAUGAAGGCAGGCACAGCCAAGAACUGCACAGCCUGGUACAAGAAGGAAGAUGGUGACACGUGCGAUUUGAUCGUGGAGAUGUUCGGCACGUUCGAUAAGGCCCAGUUUGUGGCGUGGAAUCCUGCUGUCGGUGUUAAAUGCAUUGGUUUGGAGAACGGCUACUACUACUGCAUCGCCGACCCCAGCACUCCCAAAACCCGCACAAGACCCGUAUCCACCACCGUGACCUUCCCCACCGCUCAUCCGCGCCAACCGGGCGUCACUAAGGACUGUAAUAAGUGGUGGCUUGUGUCGGUUCACGACGACUGCUACGACAUCAUCCACUUCAACGGCAUCACUAUGGCAGAUCUGUAUACCUGGAAUCCGGCCCUCUCGGGAAAAAGAAACUGUCUUGAGGGGUUGGUUCCUGAUAUGGAGAUUUGUGUGGGGGUUUCGUCUAUGUCUACUACCACUGCUUCGAGUACUGUUCCUGGUACUUCUGUUAGCACUGGAAUGGUUACUAUUGUGGGGGGAAGAAUUUAA
This is a messenger RNA of Aspergillus niger, 2388 nucleotides long. RefSeq lists its product as uncharacterized. The record is from RefSeq and is a predicted model, not a curated record. The transcript has 5 exons. The coding region runs from base 1 to 2388 and encodes 795 amino acids. NCBI's taxonomy places the organism in Eukaryota, Fungi, Ascomycota, Eurotiomycetes, Eurotiales, Aspergillaceae.